Arvicanthis niloticus (Nile rat) is the source of this 782-nucleotide messenger RNA. Lineage: Eukaryota; Metazoa; Chordata; Mammalia; Rodentia; Muridae. The record is from RefSeq and is a predicted model, not a curated record.
ACUAGGUCCGUUGUUGCCUACCGCCUGAGAUCUUCAAGCUACGUGCCCGCGAGUUCCCAUUUGGACUUUUGCAAUCAGAGAUUACAGCAAUGGCCUCAAAAUGGAGGGCUACUUCAUCUUGGUAUUGUCACCCAGUAUAUGCAAGAUACUGGCAGCAUUAUCAUCAUGCAAUGCUUUGGAUGCAAAGCCACCAGAAUGUCUACAGAAAGUUGAGGGAUUCCUAUUUCACUUCUCCAUGGUUCUUCCCUCAUGAAGUUCUUCCCUGGAACUCUCUUGCUUAUGAGGCUUGGCACAUGGCACGGCAGGAGUCUCCCUACACUGUUUCCCAUCUCAAAAGCCCUGGGCAGCCUCUGCAUAACAGCAAUAGAACCCAGACAUCCACAAGAGAAAAUGAAGCACUGUAUGAAGAGGAAGAGCUGGAGUCAGAUUCAGAUGAUGAAGUGGAGUGCGACCUGAGCAAUAUGGAAAUCACUGAGGAGCUCCGCCAGUACUUUGCACAGACUGAGAAGCACAGAGAAGAGAGACGGCGACAGCAGCAGCUGGAUGCGGAGCGCCUGAAUGACUAUGUGAACGCGGACCAUGGCCUGUACUUCAGCCACCACAGGUCAGUGGAGCCCCCAUCUGAGAAGCCCUGGGAGCGGCGCCAAGCAGAGAUGAAGCGCUUGUAUGGGAACAGUGCUCCCAAGAUCCUGGGCAUGGAGGCUGCUAUGCAGCUGAGCUUUGAUAAGCACUGUGACAGAAAGCAGCCAAAGUACUGGCCUGUCAUUCCCCUAAAGUUCUGA